CUCGAGAAGGCCGUCGCGCAGAUGCAGCAACUCUCGGCAGCCAACCUUCAACUCAUUGACAGCAUGAACGCGCCCGCUCUGCUGCAGAGCCUGAUGGGCUCGUUCAAACUGCUCGCCGACAGCAAUCGGCGGCAGGCGGAGCUCGUCAAAAACGUGAUAGACAGCAUCCAGGGGCGUGGACCGCCGACCAUAGAUCCGCAGCUCGCGAUCUCGUAUGUUCCACGGAGCGACUACGACGCCCUCAAGGCGCGCUAUGACGCGCUCGUUACGACCAACAGCGUCGCGUCCGGCGUCGGCGGACCAGGAACGGCGCGACGCGCGCGCAUGGCUCCCAAGAACCCACCUACGCUGGUGCAGGCGGAAGUUGAAGAGGACCGCGCACGGGAAACGAGCGGCACUCCUUUCGGCGAAGAAGAAAAGCGUAGUCGCAAGCGCCGGUCAAUGAAGCUCGAGCAUCUCGUGCACAAGAUGGCGAACCGCCGUCUGGGCGUCGAGUAUGCAGUGUCAAACUUUGAGGUCAAGGGGACCAAGGAGCUGCCAAUGCCCGGAACAAUCCCGCCAGGCGCGGACACAAGUCUAAACGGUGUUGAUGAGUUCCGCCCCGAUUUCCGCUCGGACUUGGGUCACCCCGAUCUGAGACCAUUCCUUGAUGCAGUUACAGCCGACGUCAAGGACGCUUGGGGAGAAUCGUUUGCCACGGACGAACCUGAGGUUGACGACGAUCAAAUUGUCAAGGCCGUCACGACGUAUUGGACACGCCUGAGCAAGCGCUACAACGAGCAGCUGAGCCGCCAGCGCGGCGAAAGCUUGGUUGCGCGCCGUACCGCCGCGUUUGAUACGUCCCCGCUCAACCUGUGCAAGUUCCGCGCGCUGUAUCGCACUCUUCUCACAAUCGAUUUUGCAGCUAUGACGAAUGAGCGUCCCGACCCCAAGCGCGAGUACUCGGCCGACGAGUGGUAUGCGUAUCGCAAGAGGAGCGGGGCGAAAGGGGCCGACGCCCACGAGGUCGUUGACCAGUUCUGGCUGAGCUCGCAGGUGCGCGCUCUCCUCGUCACACUCGAUACAUACGCACACGACAUGACCUCGAAGAUGCGGCGCAAGGGGCGGCCUAAGCAGCCUGCACCCACGUUCCAUCUCCCGCCUGAACUCUGGGACCGCUCCCAACUUCCUGUACUCCGCAAGAAGCAGGCGGACGGAAUGCCGCACCCGACAGGCGCCGGCAUCGUGCUCUUCAAGUUCCACGUCGAUGAGAAGGUUCAGGAGCAGAACCCCGAGUGGGCAGAGGGGUUGUAUGACACGCCACCCGUGCCGGACGAGGACAAGCUGCUACCCUCACUAUCGGACGUGAUGAACGCGAACGCAUUCUACCACCUCAAGCCGCGGAUCAAGCAACUGCGCGCCGAGAGCGUCGUGCCGCGCAUGACCCCGGAUGAAGUGCAG
Cutaneotrichosporon oleaginosum is the source of this 1440-nucleotide messenger RNA. RefSeq lists its product as uncharacterized. The record is from RefSeq and is a predicted model, not a curated record. Lineage: Eukaryota; Fungi; Basidiomycota; Tremellomycetes; Trichosporonales; Trichosporonaceae.